AUGAAUGGCCACGCUUCCUCGGGGCACCCCCUCGCGCAGGAGGAGAGUGCAUCACUACUAGAUGAAAAGCGUCUUUCCGAUAUCGAGAGUGACGUCAGACGGGCUGCGAUCGAGACGCACUUCUCAACACGCCGGCGGAUAUGGGCCUCGGCAGCACAAGCCUACGGGGGCAAGCUGCUAUCGGUCCCGUGGCACUCUCUCGCGCUCAGGGCGGUCAUCUUCCUCCUUCCUAGCUUCGUGCAGUCCAAGUUCUCCCGCGACGCCGGGCUGCGAGGCAGCAGCAGCAUCCAUCGGUCGGGCCCGACGGCCUACCUCGACGGGAUCCGGGGGCUGGCAGCGCUUUUCGUCUUCUUCUGCCACCUCUCGUACACCUGCUUCGUCAUCGCCGAGGGCUGGGGCUACGGCGAGGACAACUACCAUGUCCUCCGGCUCCCCAUCGUCCGCCUCUUCUACCAGGGUCCGCCCAUGGUCUGCGUCUUCUUCGUCGUCUCGGGCUACGCCCUGUCGCUGAGGCCGCUGAAAUUCGCCCGGUCCCGCUCCUCCGACGCCUUCGCCACCACGAUGAGCUCCUUCGUCUUCCGGCGGGCGAUCCGGCUGUUCCUGCCCACCGCCGCCUCGACCCUGCUGGUCGUCUGCCUGCUGCGCGCCGGCCUGUAUGAGUGGACGCGCGACUUCGCCGACGACCCCGCCUACAUGCGCAACGUGCACGAGCUGCACUACCACCGCCUGCCCACGGCGGGGGCGCAGCUGGCCGACUGGGGGCGCGCGCUCUUCGGCUUCGUGCACGUGUGGGGGUGGGAGAAGUUCGGCGGCAGCACGGGGCUCGACCUGCACCUGUGGACGAUCCCCGUCGAGUUCCGCGCCUCCAUGGUGCUGUUCCUGACCCUCGUCGGCACCGCGAGGCUCAGGACGGGGGCCCGGUUCCUGGCCCUCGGCCUCGUCAUGUGGUUCACCUACCGCAGCGACAGGUGGGACAUGCUGCUGUUCUACUGCGGCAUGGUCCUGGCCGAGUGGGACCUGAUCCGCGGCGCGCACAACACCCCCUCGCCGAGCGCGCCGCCGGCCUCCUCCUCCUCCUCCUCCUCGGGCCUCUCGCUGCUCGGCCACGGCCACGGCCCCGGCCCGCCGGCACUGCCCAGGGGCAGGCGGCUCAAGGCGGCUCUGUGGAUCGGCCUGAGCGUCGUGGCGCUGUACCUCAUGUCGCAGCCCGACGUUGGGCACGACGACACGCCCGGGUGGGUGUUCCUCUCGUUGCUGAUCCCGGCCUGGUUCUCGGACCGGUACCGGUACUGGCAGUGCGCGGGCUCGGUGCUCUUCGUCCUGUCCGUCGGCCGCUCGCCGGCCUGGCAGCGCCUCUUCAACGCCCGCGUCGUGCAGUACCUCGGCAGGAUCAGCUACGCCCUCUACCUGAUGCACGGACCGGUCAUGCACACCGUCGGCUUCGCCACCGAGAGGUGGGCCUGGGGCGUCACGGGCGUCGAGGGCCAGGCCUACGCCCGGGGGUUCGUGCUCGCGUCGUUCGUCAACGUGCCCGUGGUCAUCUGGGCGGCGGACGUGUUUUGGAGGGCCGUCGACGCGCCUAUCGUCCGGUUCGCCAAGUGGUUCGAGGCGAAGUGCUCCGUCUCGGAUUGA
Phialemonium atrogriseum is the source of this 1632-nucleotide messenger RNA. RefSeq names its product acyltransferase. Gene Ontology annotation, molecular function: acyltransferase activity, transferring groups other than amino-acyl groups. Gene Ontology annotation, cellular component: membrane. The transcript has a single exon. NCBI's taxonomy places the organism in Eukaryota, Fungi, Ascomycota, Sordariomycetes, Cephalothecales, Cephalothecaceae. Gene Ontology annotation, biological process: polysaccharide biosynthetic process. Bases 1 to 1632 code for a protein of 543 amino acids. The record is from RefSeq and is a predicted model, not a curated record.